UGCUGUGUUGCUCGCGCCAUUCCUACAAGCGUGUGUUUUCAUCUCCCAUUACACUACCAUUGGCAGAGCUUUAGCAGCCACAACAACAGCAGCACCGAUUCUGUUUUCUGCAGUCAUUCUUUUAGAUAUUCAGCUAUGGAUAUGGACAGUGCCAGUUCAGUGGUGCUGCAGGCCUUAACCCAAGCUACUAGUCAGGACACGUCUGAGCUGAAGCCUGCUGAGGAGCAGCUCCGACAGUGGGAGACUCAGCCAGGCUUCUACUCCGUCCUCCUGAAUAUCUUCAAUAACCACAUGCUGGAUGUGAACGUCAGGUGGCUGGCUGUGCUGUACUUCAAAAAUGGCAUCGACAGAUACUGGAGGAGAGUAGCGCCCCAUGCUUUAUCAGAAGAGGAGAAGACGUCACUGCGUGCCGGGCUCAUCACAAACUUUAAUGAGCCUGUCAAUCAGAUAGCGACUCAGAUUGCAGUGCUGAUAGCCAAGGUGGCCCGUCUGGACUGCCCCAGGCAAUGGCCAGAGCUCAUCCCCAUUCUGAUCGAGUCUGUGAAGGGUCAGGACGGCCUGCAGCAGCACCGAGCGCUGCUAACAUUCUAUCAUGUCACCAAAACCCUAGCGUCCAAACGUCUUGCACAGGACCGGCGGCUUUUCCAGGAUCUGGCGUCGGGAAUCUACAGCUUUGCCUGCUCUCUGUGGAGCCACCACACCGACACUUUCUUUCAGCAGAUCUAUGCUAGAGAUGAGACUGCAGCCCUCGGCUCACUGGAGAGAACGCUGCUCUCUCUAAAAGUGCUUCGCAAGCUGACAGUUUUUGGAUUUCAAGAGCCACAGCAGAAUAUGGAAGUGAUGGGUUUCCUGAACGCUGUGUUUGAGAGGCUAAAGCAGUUCUUGGAAUGCUGUCGGCAGGUUGGUCCAGACAGCACAUGCAGAGAAAAGCUGGAGAAGAUGAUCAUACUGUACACAAAAACUUUGUUAGAUUUCCUGGAGUACCAUCCAUGUGCAUUCAUACCCCUAAUCCAGCGUUCCCUGGAAUUUGCCGUCAGCUACCUGUUUACGCCUGCAGGGGAGGGAGUGACCUUUGAGCGCUUCAUCGUUCAGUGCAUGAACCUCAUCAAGAUGAUUGUAAAAAAUGAAUCCUACAAACCUUCAAAGAACAUUGAGGACAGUAAACCAGAGAGUCUGGAGGCUCACAAGAUCAAGACGGCGUUCUUCACACACCCCACACUGACAGAGAUUGGACGCAGACUAGUCUCACACUACUUCCUCCUCACAGAGGAGGAGUUGGCAAUGUGGGAAGAGGACCCUGAGAGCUUUGCUGUUGAAGAAAGCGGUGGAGACUCUUGGAAAUACAGUCUACGACCAUGUGCGGAAGUGUUGUUCCUGGAUAUCUUCCACAACUACAACCAGACACUGAUACCUGUGCUACUGGAAAUGGUUCAGAAUCUGCAGGGCCCAACCAAUGUGGAAGACACUGUUCAGCUGCUAAUGAAGGAUGCAGUAUACAACGCAGUAGGACUAGCAGCUUAUGAGCUGUUCGACAACGUGGACUUUGACCAGUGGUUCAAGAAUCAGCUUCUCGGAGAACUUCAAGUCAGCCAUCACAGAUACAAGUUGAUUCGCAGACGGGUGAUCUGGCUAAUAGGUCAGUGGAUCUCUGUCAAGUUCAAAUCUGAUCUUCGACCUUUACUCUACGAGGUCAUCCUCAGCCUCAUGCAGGAUCCGGACUUGGUGGUGCGGAUUGAGACUGCUACAACCCUGAAGCUCACCGUUGAUGUUUUUGAAUUCCGGACAGAGCAGUUCCUGCCAUACCUCGAGUCUAUCUUUGGGCUGCUCUUCCAGUUGUUGCAGCAGGUGACGCAGUGUGACACUAAGAUGCAGGUUCUCCAUGUCAUCUCCUGCGUCAUCGAGAGGGUCAACAUCCAGAUCCGGCCAUAUGUAGGCUGCCUGGUGCAGUACCUGCCCCUGCUCUGGAAGCAAUCUGAAGAACACAACAUGCUACGAUGUGCCAUCCUCACUACUCUCAUCCACCUGGUACAGGGCCUCGGUGCUGAGUGUAAGAACCUGUACCCUUUCCUUCUUCCUGUCAUCCAGCUGAGCACCGAUGUUUCCCAGCCGCCACAUGUUUAUUUGCUGGAGGAUGGACUAGAGCUUUGGUUGGUGACUCUGGAGAACAGCCCAGUCAUAACCCCAGAGCUGCUCAGAAUUUUCCAGAACAUGGCAGCCUUGAUGGAGUUGAGCACGGAGAACCUGCGGACCUGCUUUCAGAUCAUUAUUGCCUACUUGUAUUUGUCUGCCACAGACUUCCUGCAGAACUAUGCAGAAUCCUUGUGUCGCGCUUUCUGCGAUCUGCUGAAAGACAUCACUAAUGAGGGACAGAGCCAAGUGCUCAAGGUGGUAGAGAUAGCUUUAAAGGUGAACCCCAUACUGGGAGCCCACAUGUUCCAGCCCCUGCUGCCAGCUGUCUUCAGAGGUAUCUUGGACGGUGAGAGAUAUCCUGUGGUGAUGUCCGUCUACCUAGGAAUUAUGGGUCGUGUCCUGCUCCAAAACUCCAGCUUCUUCUCCUCUCUCCUCACUCAAAUGGCCUCGGAUCGCAGCCAGAAGAUGGACGAGUUGUUUGGCAGUGUGAUAGAGAUGUGGGUCGACCGCAUGGACAACAUCACUCAGCCAGAGAGGAGGAAGCUGUCCUCUCUGGCUCUGCUUUCCCUUCUUCCAUCCGACAACAGUGUAAUCCAGGACAAGUUCUGUGGCAUCAUCAACAUCUCUGUAGAGGCGCUGCAUGAUGUAAUGACAGAAGAUCCUGAAACAGGCACCUUCAAAGACUGCAUGCUGAUGAGCAAUUUUGAGGAGCCCAAGCUGAGUGAUGAUGAGGAGCCACCAACUGAGCAGGACAAGAGGAAGAAACUGCUAGCCCUGGAGGACCCAGUGCACAGCGUUUCCCUGCAGCAGUUUGUCUAUGAGAAACUGAAGGCGCAGCAGGCCAUGAUGGGGGACCAGGGCUUUGCGGUGCUGAUGGAGACCGUGGACACGGAGCUGGUCAGGCAGCUCCAGGAGUUCCUUCAAGGCUUCUGAAUGUUCAAUCCUUCAUUACCUUUCACAAACACCUUUGUCUACUGUUACCCUCUCCCCACAUUUUUGAAAAGUAUCAAAAAGGUUUUUAAUCUGCCCGAGAUGUGGACUGCUAAUCCAUCCCUUCCCAACCCUACCCAUGCUUUGCCUUAUCUAUAUUCAGCCCUAGCCUUGUGGACUGUCCUCAGCUAACACCCUCAUCCCUCUCUUUUUAUUUUGGAUGCUUUAUGUUGUUUUUUUUCUCAAGUGGAGUCUUUUCAGGUACUUCGAAAAAGUCGAAGUGCCUUCACAGCCACAAUCAUCACCACAAAAGAGCUUCCACUAAAUUAUUCUAGUUUAUUCUCUUUCUGGACUGGGUAACAAAUUGGCCGAGUGGUAUUAAAAGUUGGGUUGGAGGAGUAUGUAGAAAUAAUGAACUGCAGUUGCCAGAGCUGGAGCGUCGGACUGUUUUCUAUGAAGAAACGUAAAGAUGGUAGCAGAAAUGUGGAUGAACCGUACCUAAAGGACCUACAGUAAAGCAGUGUUUACAGAAUAUAUUCUUAAAAAGAGAAAAAUAGAAAUGUAAUUUUGUAUGUAUGUGAAGUAUGGAUGAUAUGCUGCAUGGCGAUAUUUUACAUUUUAUUUUGUUUUUACUUUGUGUUAAGUUCUCAUCCAUUUAAAACAAAAAUGUUUUCAUAACCAGAGGUCACUGCAACUACUGAGAGAAGUCAAGUGUUUCUGUUUCUUUUUGAGUUGGUUUAGAGAGAAUUUUAUUUCGACUGCUUAAUGGGUAAUUUUUUUUUUUUUUUAAUGGUUGAUUUAUAAGAGUGCUUAACCACAUGUUAUGUAAAUACAUACUGCUGCUAAUUAAUGGUGUGUCAGAGCACUUUAAUAACCAAAAACUGUUUCAUCUGUUUUCAUCUUUUUCUCAAAUGUACAUUUUCUCUCAUCAUUGUACUUUAACACAGUGGUAGAAAACAUCGGAGCAGUGCAGCAGUAAUGCUCAAAUUAGGCUUUAGUUGCAUAAAGAACCUCAUCUUGAACUGUUGCUAUAUUUCAUGUCGCAAUUUGUAAAACAAAAAAAACUGACUGACUGCAAGAUUAAUAAGACAAGUCUUACUGUUAGCCACUGAGGACUUUUAAGUGCUGGAGAGUAGUCUUUGAUUUAUUUGAUUUGAAAAAUGUGUGUGUUUUUUCUCCCACAAUUAAUUGUUUGGAAGUUUGGAAAACUCAUAUUAUAAAAGAAAAAGGAUAAAUGUCAGGCUAUUGGAACCAAAAUGGUAUGUGGACAUGACUCGCGCAAAAUCGAAAAUGGGGUCUAAAUGUAUAAAUAAUUUCCGUUACAAAAACGUGAUUUACUUUGGCUGCCCUGCCUUUUAUAAUCUAUUAUUUUGGAUUUUAUGUAUGAAUAUAAGUUUAUCUGCUCUUAUUGGUUUAAUAAUACCUCCCUGGGAAGGAGAUGAUGCUAACACUAGCUCCUUUGACACUGUGAUAAAGUUGAGUAGCAGUCAGUAUUACGGCCUUAUGCUUUGAGCCUUAUCUGUCCUUUACUCUCAGAAGACCUUUCUUACUAUUCAUGCUCAUCUCUUAACUGGUUAAACAGUAGAUGAUAUCCGUAGUCAUAUUCUGUUUAUGACCAAAAUUAUGAAGUUUAGAACCUAAUACAAAGUACAGUUGAGAGAUGUUUUUGGGUUAUACAUUUGAUUAUGCUGUGAUGGGAAAUAAUCCUUGUUGCUUUAUCCAAAGCAUUCAAUAAAUUGCAGUAAUUAGCCAAACUA
Eleginops maclovinus (Patagonian blennie) is the source of this 4817-nucleotide messenger RNA. RefSeq names its product importin 11 (gene ipo11). NCBI's taxonomy places the organism in Eukaryota, Metazoa, Chordata, Actinopteri, Perciformes, Eleginopidae. Bases 136 to 3063 code for a protein of 975 amino acids. Gene Ontology annotation, biological process: protein import into nucleus. Gene Ontology annotation, cellular component: nuclear envelope; cytosol. The transcript is spliced from 30 exons. Gene Ontology annotation, molecular function: small GTPase binding. The record is from RefSeq and is a predicted model, not a curated record.